CUUCAACGCAGAUACUAUGGUGCUAUCAACUCGAAUCUCGAUAAGAUCGGUCGGUUAUUCGUCAACAUCACAUUUUCAGUAGUUGUGGAUCAAAGGUGGUCGUCUACAAAGGCUACCUUAGUCAUCAGGUAUUACAUCAAUAAGGGCAUACUGUCGAGUUCAAUCAUUUCUUGUGCAUCGGAGUUCUUCCCUGUUCUGUUGGUUGCACACUGGCUAGCUUGUGGAGGAGCCGAAGAAAAAGCAGAAGACAUCGAGCGACGUCGACAGAUCCGUCAAGGGGUACGGGCACUGAUGAAGGAAUUUUUGAGAGACUAUGUCCACGGAGUGUUACACGUCAAAUUCGCGGAUAAUGCUCCACCUCUUGUUAUUAAGCCGCGAUUUCACUAUUUCACAGAUUUUGAUCACCUAAUGGAAAUUCACUGGCUUACGAACGAUUACGUCUCACUUGUUGCCGACAUCCUUCAACUCAUUCUUUUCACUGUUCUGUACAUGUUCGCUAGAAGUCUGAGUAACGACAGGCUUGAUGCACACCACAAAGCUCAUGCUAGAGGAGAUAUUUCUAUUCUGUUUGGUUGCUGCGUCAUUCUAUUUGUCAAGUUUAUCUUACAUCAGUGGGUGGAAGUGGAAUUUCAGCGGAAGGAUGGGUUCACUACUACGAAUGAUGCAGUUAUUGCAACCAUUUGCUAUGCUACAAUUCAGGCUUCCCAGUGGCUGCAAUACUUAUCUAUGCGACGACUUCUGGCCUUGUCGGAUCGCGAUUGCCGAGCUACACAAAACGAUUUUUGCCGUUGGCUGCUCGUAGGAGGGUUGCUAAUGGCUUGGAUUCACUUCGGUAUCACUUUCUUCGACACCUCUCUGAUCAAGUAUCAGUUAACUGACGAGACCUUCAAUUUCUCGAAGACGACAUUGGUUUCCAUGAUCUUCACCCAGACCAUCUUCCCUGCCGAUUACUUGUUUGCGUUCACUGUUAGCGGCUGCUAUUUGGAACUUCUACAGAGAUACCUGAACAUGGGCUUCUUCCAACUCGGUACACCUCGAGUGAGCAUCAGUCAUUCCCAUCACCACGAUGAUGAAACACCCGAGGUUUGGAAGUAA
Molecule: messenger RNA, 1095 nt
Organism: Ostertagia ostertagi
Lineage: Eukaryota; Metazoa; Nematoda; Chromadorea; Rhabditida; Trichostrongylidae
Source: the annotation of a GenBank genome assembly